AGACAAGUUUCUGGAAUUUUAUUCGCAUCAAUGGCGACGGAAGAGGAAGAUUCGAUAGAGGGGGCAGCAGCGACGCGGCGACAGCGGCUUAGAGCUCUCAGAGCCGCUCAGGAACUCCUCAACACUCCUGACCAAGACGACCUUCCCCACCACCACGCCGCCCCCGCUCCUCCUCCUGGUCCUCCAGACCGCGAUGCCGACAACGAUGACGAAAAAGAAGAAGAAGAAGAAGGCCAAGAAGAACGAGAAGAGUCUUCAGGAGGGGAGAGUUGCUCUCCGGUACUACCAAAAUUUGAAGACCCUGUGGCUGAAGCACCUCCUUGUCAAGAGAAGAAAGAGGACCCGUUUCUAAAUAUUGCCCCAAAGAAGCCGAAUUGGGAUCUGCGGAGGGAUGUACAGAAGAAGCUUGACAAGCUAGAGAAACGUACACAAAAAGCAAUGUUUCAGCUUAUGGCGGAAGAAGAAAAGAGGAGGAGAUUAUCUGAAGAAGGUGCAGAUGGAGAAGAUUGACUUUUCAAUUCAUUGUUGGGACGCGGCUUGUAAUAUGGAAAUUUAGUAGGAAUAUUAGGAAUUGGUAUAGGGAUUUACAUAAAUCUUAGAUUGAGCCUUGAGUAUUAACCCUGUGCCUUGAGCAGACUACGGGGAGCAGGAAAAUUCUGGUAGGCGGAAACUGGGUCUGCUGUGUUGAAAUUCGAUCCUGCUGUUAUUAGGGAAUCUGUUUUUCUUCUCUAA
Molecule: messenger RNA, 732 nt
Organism: Coffea arabica (coffee)
Lineage: Eukaryota; Viridiplantae; Streptophyta; Magnoliopsida; Gentianales; Rubiaceae
Source: RefSeq, a predicted model, not a curated record